UAUUUUCCAGUUACGGGGGAGGAGGAGGAGAAGUUGGAAAUUUAGAUUAGUAGCAGUUAUAGUAGUAGUUCUACUAUAGUAUAUAUACAUAUAUAUAUUUAUUAAAAAGAAAGAAGAAAAGAUGCUGAGAAAUGGUGGAGGAGGAGCCUCGCAUCGAGGAGUAGUUACUAGCACCAGAUCUAACCCUAACACUACCCCCGCGGACACCGACUUCUCUAAACCUUUGAAAAUAUCAUCAACUCUGGCAGAUGGGCGCUCCGGCGUCGCCUCUAAGAAGCGGUCGGAGAGUGCUUCCACUUUGGCACCCAGGAGCAAGGAGACUAAGCUCUCUGUACAAUCUCCUCCAGAGCUCUCAGGUUCAGAAAGUGAGGAGACGGAUCUUAGCAGUUCAGAGGGAGAUGAUUCAUCAUGGAUCUCUUGGUUUUGUGGGUUGAGAGGAAAUGAGCUCCUUUGCGAAGUUGACGAGGAGUAUAUUCAGGAUGAUUUUAAUUUGUGUGGACUUCAGGGACAGGUUCCCUAUUAUGAUUAUGCCCUGGAUAUGAUUUUGGACAAUGACUCGUUGAGUGGUGAGGUUGAUGGUGAGGAACAUGGUGAAAUUGAAUCUGCAGCUGAGUUGUUAUAUGGUCUUAUACAUGCACGAUAUAUUCUAACCAGUAAAGGAUUGAAUGCUAUGCAUGAAAAAUACAAGAGGGCGGACUUUGGAAGAUGCCCUCGAGUUUAUUGUGGGGGGCAACCGUGCUUGCCUGUUGGCACAUCAGACAUCCCUCACGAUGGCUCUGUGAAGAUUUACUGCCCCAAAUGUGAAGAUUUGUACUUCCCGAGGUGCAAAUAUCAGAGCAGUAUCCUUUUGAUGUAUUGUCCCUUCAGAUAUGGAUGGUGCAUAUAUUGGUACCACAUUCCCGCACUUGUACCUGUUGACUUACCCUUCGGCAAAGCCCGCGAAACCAGUUCAAAGUUAUGUACCUAGGGUAUUUGGUUUCAAGAUCCACAAGAGUUCCAGAUAAUGAGGUGGUCUGUGGAAAUGGUCAUACAAAAUGUUAAUGCUGCUGCGUUGAGUGGGACUUCGGGAAUGUAUAAUAAGGAGCUGGUUUAUAGCUGCCAAUAAGGAAUGGCUGGCUUGUAAAGGAGACUCGUUGACUCCAGUUUUACCUUCGUUCCGUCGCCCUGAUUCUUUGCUUUGCUGUGCUUGUAACUUGACCCACAGGUAAGAGCUUUAGUUAUGAAUUUGUUCAGUUCAACAUUAUUAAUCCAGUGGCCGUUUGGAUUAAA
Messenger RNA from Telopea speciosissima, 1269 nucleotides. RefSeq names its product casein kinase II subunit beta-3-like. The record is from RefSeq and is a predicted model, not a curated record. The transcript is spliced from 5 exons. Lineage: Eukaryota; Viridiplantae; Streptophyta; Magnoliopsida; Proteales; Proteaceae. Gene Ontology annotation, molecular function: protein kinase regulator activity. Gene Ontology annotation, cellular component: protein kinase CK2 complex; cytoplasm. The coding region runs from base 122 to 967 and encodes 281 amino acids.